UUCAUGAGAAAGUCUGUAAAACAAGGCUUAAUUGGCAGUAUAUCAUCGAGGAUCUAGAUCUGGUACAGUUACAUAAACUGAACUUUGUGAAAUCCUGAAAUCUACGCUGAAAAAUGUUCACACUGAAGAUCACCAACACAGAUAGGCACACGUGGGACAGUGUAUUAUUAUUGCUGGAAUAAAGACCCAACGGAAGUGACCGAAUCCGCGCUUAUUUUGCUUAUUUCUCAGCAAUUACACAAUUUCUUCCAGAAUCCUUUGGCACAUAUUUUUUAUUCAUACAAACAAACACUUGGGUGGUCAUUAUAUUAGAUUCUGUAAAAAGUCAUUUUGAGAUCGUUACCAAAACUGGAAUUUAUCUUUAACCCGAGUGUAGUUGACUAAGAAUCCAUUUUAAUGUCUUUACAGGGAUCAAUUGUGCAUCGAAUCCAUGCAGUGAAAAUAGCGAUUGCUUUGAUCAUGAUGCUGGCUAUAAAUGUGUUUGCUAUUUGGCAUACGAAGGUGUAAAUUGUAGUGAGGUUGAAAAUUGGUUUCAAGGUUCUAUUGAAUACAUUCAAGUCAACAAUACAAACAUGACGAUCGGAAUCUGUAGCAGAUACCAUUCAUGUUCGAAUCUUGGUUGUGGUUUUAUCGCCACGAUCUCCACCUGCAGCUGCGACGACUCAUGCGAGCAUUUUGAAGAUUGUUGCUGGGACUACCAAUCAUUUUGCCAAAACAAAGACACUGAAGCUGAAGGCAUGGAAGGGUUCGGCUUUGGAUUUGGAUUCGGUCAUCUUAACAUGGAAACCAUAGAAGUGCCUGAUUCGGUUCGCCCUGGCAUGUUUUCAUGCUUUGAGGCAAAUACUGCUAGUUAUUGGUUUGUCUCCCGUUGCCCAUCGAAUUGGAAUAGUUCGGACAUCCAGGCAAGGUGUGAAGACACUGCUUCUUUCACUGAUGACCUACUGACAAUUGUGCCAGUGUCUCUUGAGAAGAGGGCGACUUUCAGAAAUGUCUAUUGUGCCAUCUGUCAUGGUUUUCAACCUGCCAACCUCACAUCUUGGCCUGUUCUUUUCAACUGCAGUGAUGACACUGUUCCACCUUCAGAUACUAAUGAAAUGCUGGAUAGAAUCAGGAGAGGGGUGUGCAAUUAUACAUUCGAUAAUAAACAUAAAUACCCGAGAACCCCUGCAUAUCGAGAAUGCUUCAACGAAGUCAAAAGUUGUCCAGAAGAUUUUGCAGAUGAUGGGAUUGCUGAUGCUUGUGUAGGUUUAGGGUUGCGGGCACCUUUGACACUUCCCAAGACAAUGCCAUAUUUUUUCAAUGAAUACUGUCUCAAGUGUAAUCUUCCAGAUCUUCGCUAUUCAGAGUUCACUUCUUGUUUCGAAUUUAUAGAUGGGGACACGAGGCCGCCUACAGGGUUCCCAAUUACACUCCUGGUAGAUUUUAAAGGUAAUGACGGUAUCAAUUUCAAAGUUGAUGAGAGUUUUGUCCAGCAGGAAACCGUGGAAUGCGAAGAAGGAGCUGUCUUUGACAUCCUAUCGGGGAUAUGUCGUUCUCUUUCGUGCAGAAACGGCUUGUCUCUUUUUGACGGUGAGUGUACCUGGGCUGUCGGGUGUAAUGGAAAUCGUAUUGGGAUUGAAUUUGGUGGCUUUAACAAUUCAACCAGAGAAUGUGUGUCAUUUCAAGAACACCAAGGUUUGAUGAAGUGCCUCACAGAAUUCCUUGGGUUGUCCAUGGAUGACAUUUCUUUAGUCCAUGUUUACCCUGAUGUGAAUCAGUGUAUCACAGAGGAUGUGAAUCCAAAAAUUACUGUUGAAGUGCAAGUCGACAUGUCAUAUUCCACCUUAGUUGAAAUAAUUAAUACUUCCUCAAGAGGCCAUUUAUGUGGGGCGUCGAUAUUGGAGUUCCGGCUGUUUUGCAGUGAUGACGAUAUACUUUGUCAAUUUGGAUGGAUGGAUGUGAAAUACGGCCAAGAUGUCUCCUUGAUCACUUUAAAUAAAAAAACUCAUCUGACAUUCAGAGGACAUCAUGCAGCACAAAAAUACAAAUCUUUUGAAGUGAGAAGAAUGGCGCAGUUGCAACGUUCACAUGUCAAUGCGAUGGUUUCUAUAAGAGAAGUAGUCCAGUUUUGUGUUGACCGCAUAAAAAAUGCUACCGAUCCAGUAUCAGUGACUCUUUCUUGUCCCAUUAUCACAAUGAAUGCUUCGGAAUUCCGUCAGCUUCAUAUUGAGAAUAAAACAAUCCUGGUCCACUUGGUGUCCGGUAUGCAAUUCAAUGAAUCUGAAUUUGUGUUAAGUAAAACUGGAAACAUUCAAGUGUGUUCAUUUUCAUCAGAUAAUAGCGGUGUUAUAAAUAUCACCUCUUCCGUGGAGUUUCUCCAGUACUCCGACUCUCAGAGCAUUCUGAGUACUGUUUGCGUGACUGUCUCCCUCCUUUCCUUGGUAGUGACCCUCUCCACACACAUCAUGUUUCCAUCUCUUCGGAAAUUGACCAAUAACAAACUCAUGAUGUUCCUUUGUGUGUUCCUGUUCCUUGCUCAACUUCUGACAGUUGUUGGUUCAUAUGCCUACCCCUUUCCCAUCCUCUGUAAGGUUGUCUCUGCAACUACUCAUUUUUGCUGGUUAGCUGUAUUCGCCACUACCAAUGCCCUUGCUUUCGAUUUACACCACACGUUUGGUUACAACCGGAGCUUCAACUUUGCGCAGACAAGUUUCAAGUCACUCAUCAGAUACCUAGUAUACAUCCCUGGUGUGUCAUUUUGCGUGGUCGUCCCUUGUAUCUGCAUUGACGCUAUCACCAAUUCAGAAGUACUGGAUUAUUCAUAUGGUGGUCUUUGUUGGGUUGGUGAUGAUUUCAUGAGGUUCAUGGCAUUCGGUAUCCCAAUGGCAAUACUUCUGGCAAUUAAUGUGAUCCUCUUCUUUCACACCGCCCUUGGUAUCUGGAAGGGACAUCAAAACGCUAAGAAGGUCGGGAGGAAGAACAUGCGACCAAGCGUCCAGGAGAGAUUUGACCUACUGAAGAUCUAUAUCAAGGUGUCAACUUUGAUGGGGUUUACAUGGAUCACUGCAUUCAUUAUUCCUUUAUCUGGGAUUACCGCCCUUUGGUAUAUCUUCAUUGUGUUCAACGGACUCCAAGGUGCGUACAUCUUCCUUGCUUUCACUGUCAAUAAGAGGGUUUGGAGUCUGUGUAAAGUCCUCAUGUGCGGUGACGUCAGCGAGCCACCCUCGACAACCUCUAAAUCAUCACGAGUCAAAGAGAGCACUCUUGGAACUGGUUCUGAUAGUAGGUCCUUCACGAGGAACAAAGAUGUAGAUGACCCCAGAGUGGAUAUGACGAUUGACUAACAUUGAUGAUAAGAUAUAGGCAUUGACCGUCAAAUGGAUGAAAAGACUGCCGUUGACGAAGAUCAACUGUUCAAGAAAUGUCGAUUUAUUUUUUUCUUUUUACUUCUUAUUUCACGUUUUUAAUUUUAAAUGUAUUUUUUAAAUGAAUUUAUAAUUCCAAUUUAUGUUUCAUUUUAUUUUGCGGGAGGGAUAUGGGGUAUUCUGCAUUGAAGAGGCCCAGGUAUAGUCUUUAAAAUAGAUAUAUGAGAUGAGGUCAACUCAAGAGAUGACGCAGGAACUUUCGUCAUUAUUAAGACUUCGUCAGAAGCGGCCUGAAAAAUACAGGGGGAUUCAACAUCCAAGUUUGCCUUUUAAUCACAAAGUAAUGCUCAUCAAUGAAUUAUAAAGUUGAAUGAAUUCCAUAAUCUCAUUAGACAGAUGAAUGAAUAAAUAAAGAAAUUAAUCAACAAAUAAAAAACAAAUGAUUAAUUCGAUUAAAAGAAUAAUUGCAUAAAUGAAGAAAAUAUAACUGUAAUUACAGAUUAUUGUGGCAGUAAAAUAGGAUGCCUGCCAUAUCCUAUCUCAUUCUUAAUGACAGUGUCAUAAAUUGCAAAAAUGUAAGCAUUGGUUGCUGGGUGGUGAAAGCGCAAAGCGCAAUGCCCAUAUAAUUUAUGUCACAAUGAAUAUAAAUAUUCAUGAAGUAGAUAUCGUAAGCUGGAGGAUGAUGAAGAAAACAUUGUUUCCAACAAAUGUUUUGGUAAUAAGUAAUUAAAAAUCUAUGAAACAAUAUAUAUUUUGAAAUCAAAUUUAAGUAAAGAUUAGAAGUAAAAUUGUUGAUAAUUCGCAUAAUGACUGAAGUCUCACUUUUCAUGUUUUGGUUACCUAGGCUAGAAAGCACCUAACAGUUAAGAACAAGUAUCAUAAAUUGAUAUCAUUAAAUUAGUGACACUGAUCUAAAAAAUGUGACACACGAUUGAAGUAAAUUAGAAAAUAUUUAUUCUUCUAUAUUGAUGCCGUUUGGUACAAGUGUCUUAAGUUUCAUAAUCCAGUAUGAUUCUAGUUUGAGAAUGAUUGAUUCCUGGUGUUUUCUGGUAAGUUCUAUUCCUACGAUUCGAAUGUCAUCUGUGGAAUGAUUAGGGUUAGAAAUUAUUAGAAAUUGGCAGCAAUUGGGGUUUUCUUGCGUCUACUCCUGUUUAUGUCUGAUCGUGUCAACUUAUUUCCGACAGUUGAUAAUAAAUUUAGCAAAAUGGCACUUUUGAAGUCUGUCAACGAAUUAAAAAAAGUGGUUGGAUAUUGAAAACAAGUUUACAACAAGACUAGACAAUUUUGUUAUAUAUAAGAAGAAUUGUAAGAGUAAUUACAUUCAUUUAUUUAGUUAUUUCCUCUUUAAGAAUAUUUUUGAAUGUUUAAGAAUGUUCCAGAAAGCUCUAUAGUACAGCUGUGUUACACAUGACUAAUCUUUGAAUACUCUUUGUUAUCCCUUGAAUGUCCCAAGAGAGACAAUACAGACUGAAUAGAGAUUACUUUACAAUAGACUUGUAUUGGUAGUGGAAAUAACAAUAGGCUUAGCUAUUUUGUUGACACUGUUGACAUUUCACUGAGGUCAUUCAUGAAUGUUUUUAAAGACAAUACUAGAACCUUCUAUAAUAGACAAUAAUAGAAGCUUCUAGAAUAGUGAAUGUUCUAGAAUAAUUGAAAUGUUUAUAUAUAACUGGCGGUUUCUCCAAGGACAUCAUCAAAUCAUAUGAGAUCACUUGAUCAGAUCAGAUCACUUCGUCACAUCAGAUCAGAACUCAGAGUUUCACGCCAGACUUUAUGUCAGAGCUGAGUUUAUUUCCACCUGGAAUAUUUAUCUUCUGUGGAAUUAUUUGCUCGUCAUCAAUGAACUGUUUGCAGUUAUUUUGAGAGAGGAAUUCUCAGUUCUCAUCGAGAUCAUCAACAUCAUCAACCUGUUCAAUACGCUUUUCAACCCAUGGAUUGCUGAAAUUGACUGUUAAUCAUCGUCAACAUCGUCUUCACGGACAUUUCAACUUGUUACAGUGACUCUCAUUAUUCAUCGUGCUUCAACAUCAGUUUCAUCAUCGCCAUCAUUGUGAAUUUUCGCCAACCAAGUGGGAUUCUAUUUGGAAUAACGCCAGAACUGAUUUCAAGAGAUUGUUGUAAGAUAUUUUGUUUUAAUUUGUUUGUGUAUACUUAAUUAUUUCCUUUAAUAAAAAGAAGAAAAUCUAAA
Molecule: messenger RNA, 5532 nt
Organism: Lytechinus pictus (painted urchin)
Lineage: Eukaryota; Metazoa; Echinodermata; Echinoidea; Temnopleuroida; Toxopneustidae
Exons: 4
Coding region: 573-3323 (916 amino acids)
Biological process (GO): G protein-coupled receptor signaling pathway; cell surface receptor signaling pathway
Cellular component (GO): membrane
Molecular function (GO): G protein-coupled receptor activity
Source: RefSeq, a predicted model, not a curated record